Molecule: messenger RNA, 716 nt
Organism: Cryphonectria parasitica EP155
Lineage: Eukaryota; Fungi; Ascomycota; Sordariomycetes; Diaporthales; Cryphonectriaceae
Exons: 2
Coding region: 195-665 (156 amino acids)
Molecular function (GO): acyltransferase activity, transferring groups other than amino-acyl groups
Source: RefSeq, a predicted model, not a curated record
UAAAAGUCUGUAAUGUAGAGGUACAAUCGAGGGACAUCGAAAUCCGCAAGGCUACGAAGGAAGACCGGCAGGAUAUCAUUGAAGUCAUCAGAAGUGGCUUCCCAGAUGAUCCUGGCUGUGCCUACAAGUUUCCGAAUCGUGUUGAGUUCCCAGAGGACUUUGAUGAGUGGACAGGGAAGGAUCUCGACACAUAUAUGCAACAGCCAGAAAAGUAUUCAGUUCUUAUUGCAAGAUUGUCUAAUAAAACAAUUGCAUAUAGUAUCUGGGAUAUAGAUAUGUGUAUCAAGUCGAAUAUUGGAGAUCAUGGCAUUGAGAAGCGGCGGGAUGCUGAUCCAGCGCAUAUGAAAGAAUAUUCUAAAAGAAUGUCUGAAACAUAUUCUAAAUAUUUCAACAAGUAUGGGAGCAAGCAGCUAAGGCUGGAGUGGCUCAUUGUUCAUCCAGACUUCCGCUACCGUGGGGCUGGCACUAUACUAUGCAAUUGGGGCAAGGAGGAAGCUAUCAAGCGGGGUGGUUGGACCCUAACUGUCACAGCUAGCCCAAUGGGCAAGUGCCUUUACAAUAAACUUGGGUAUCAGGAUCUUGGAGUAGUUGUGGCUCAGGUGGAUAAAGAAGUAGAGCGAGUGGGGAUCUUCGUCUUAGCCAAGGAGGACCUCGUAAAGAUGUAGAGAUAUCCGGUUUAGUAGGGCUUAUUAUUAUAUACUGAGUUGCAAUAUUGA